UUGACCAAUCAGCGUCGUCGGUACAGGUAUAGCAUCUGGUCACGUUGUGUCGGACGUGUUUCUUCAGCUAGAUGAGUGGCGACUGUGUUUUGUUCUAAAUUGCGUCUGCUUAGUCCCUAAAUAACCGGAAAUGAUAUUUGGUAAAGAUGAAGGGCAAAGUCACAUCACCUAAGAAGACAUCCGAAGGCACUAUGCCGAAAAAGAACUCUAUUCACUGGUUUCGCAAAGGACUUCGGCUCCAUGACAAUCCUGCGUUGUUGGAGGCAUUGAAAGACUCGUCUAGUUACCGGUGUGUUUACAUUCUCGAUCCGUGGUUCGCUGGUUCAUCUCAAGUUGGCAUCAACAAAUGGAGAUUUUUGCUGGAAAGCUUGGAGGAUCUGGACAGCAGCCUACGAAAGUUGAACAGCCGGCUCUUUGUCAUUCGUGGACAGCCAGCCGAUGUCUUUUCCAGAAUUUUUAAAGAAUGGAACAUUACACAACUGACAUUCGAAGAAGACCCAGAACCAUAUGGAAAAGAGAGAGAUGCAGCCAUCUGUGCAUUGGCAGCAGAAAUUGGCGUGCAAGUGGUCACGAAACCAUCGCACACACUUUAUGACUUGAGGCACAUUUUAGAAGCCAACAACAAUCAGCCUCCUUUAACAUACAGAAGGUUCCAGUCCAUUUUGUCUGGUCUGCUGCCACCUCCUGUUCCCUUGGAGACAGUCACAGCUACCAUGUUAAAGCACACUCAUACCCCUGUCGCAGAUGACCACGAUGAUAAAUAUGGUGUUCCAUCUCUUGAAGAACUGGGUUUUGACACAGAUAACCUUGGACCAGCAACAUUCCGAGGUGGAGAGUCAGAGGCUCUGGCAAGGAUAUAUCGCCAUUUGGAACGAAAGGCAUGGGUUGCUAGCUUUGAGCGACCAAAGAUGAGUCCACAGUCUUUGUUCCCAAGCCAGACAGGUCUUAGUCCAUACCUUCGUUUUGGCUGCCUCUCACCCAGACUCUUCUACUGGAAACUAACAGAACUUUAUAAAAAAGUUAAGAAAGGCCAGGAGCCACCACUUGCGCUGCAUGGCCAGCUGUUGUGGCGAGAAUUCUUUUACACAGCUGCGACCAAUAACCCAAACUUUGACAAGAUGUCUGGCAACAGCAUUUGUGUCCAGAUUCCUUGGGACCACAACCCAGAGGCACUUGCCAAAUGGGCUGAGGGUCAGACAGGGUUUCCCUGGAUAGAUGCUAUCAUGGUGCAGCUCAAGAAGGAAGGUUGGAUUCAUCAUCUAGCACGUCAUGCUGUUGCCUGCUUCCUCACUCGUGGAGACCUUUGGAUCUCCUGGGAAGAGGGUAUGAAGGUGUUUGAUGAGCUGCUGCUGGACGCAGACUGGAGUGUCAAUGCAGGCAUGUGGAUGUGGCUGUCAUGCAGCGCUUUCUUCCAGCAGUUUUUCCACUGCUAUUGUCCUGUCAACUUUGGCAAGCGUGCAGACCCAACUGGGGAUUUUGUCAGGCAUUACCUCCCUGCGCUAAAGGGGUUUCCCACUCAGUAUAUCUAUGAGCCAUGGACUGCCCCAGAAGCAGUGCAGAAAGCAGCGCGUUGCAUCAUUGGAAAGGAUUACCCACUCCCAAUGGUAGACCACACCCAUGUCAGUCGUGUCAAUAUGGAACGCAUGCGCCAGGUCUACAAACAUCUUCUUGUCAGCUCCUCAGUUUCAGGGUAUAAGAGGAAGCUGGAUCCUCCAAAGAUUCCAAAAGUGGACAUGUUUCUGCUGAAGGCCAACAUGUUUACCAGCACUUCUUCAGAUGAUGAUCAUGAACAGACAUCUGGAAUGCGGCUGGAGAACAAGAUAUGAUUUCGCAGUCAUCGUUUGACCUCCCAGACUUGUACCUUGGCUGCUGAUUACCAGUGUGUAGAGAACAAGAUCAUUUCCAUCGGAAAGUGAGAUUGUGCUGGAUGUUAUGCAAAUACCAGUGGCAGUGUUGACAGCAUUGUGAAAUGAGCUGGUGGUGCUGAUGGUAAGGUUAUAUGGGAGUAUUGUAAACUGAUGCCUGCUGGAGAUUCUGAUAGAGCUGCAAUAUUAACACAAAACUGUUGUUGUUUACUCUGAAUCUGCCACAAAUUAAAAUUAGAACAUUGGGGUGCACACAUUCCUUUUAUGGCUUGCACAUGUGCGUGCCCAUACACCAUGGUCCAGUAGUGCAACAGUUAGUGCCUGUCGCCAAUAGAGAGAGGAUUGGCUGUACUGUUCAGAUCUCAUCUCACCAUUUUCUCCCCUCCCCUCUCUUCCCAACAUGCAUACACAAAUAUAAUAAUUUUCCAGCCAAAAUAUAUGUAUACUUAAAAUUUAUACACAUAAUUUUUUUUUUCAAUUCUGUUGUGAACUCCAACUCAUUUGUUUUCUGUGGAUUUUGUGAAGAAGGAUAACUUCUUCCAUGUUGGACUUCCCGCACAUCUGUAGAAUAUGACUUGCCAUUUAACCCUACCUGAGCCUGUGGCACUUGGUCAUUUAAACACUCAUGCUGCAGGACAGCCUCUUGGCAGAUGAUGAAACAGCACAUUAUUCUUGUCAUCCUCUCUAGAAUGGUGACAAGCAGGGCAUGGCCUACCCAAGUCCAAAUCUUUUGAAAGAAAACAGGAUUGCUAAGCAUGCCCAAGACUCUAAUGAAUACAUCCUAGCCUACUGUCUGUUCAUCAGUAACGACUAAACCAGGUUCCAACUGCUUGUGCUGUUCUUCAGUUUCCAGUAUGAUGUGAUUCUUGCCCUCUGAUGGGUUGUGCUGCACCUUGUGAGUCGAGGAAGUUUCUAGAAAUUCUAGACUGGGUUGCCAUGUGGUCUAAUGAGUAUCAUCCAACAUGUUUUUACUCAGAAAGAUUUUGCUUUAGUGAACUAAAUACGAAAGAGAUUACUAAAGGCAGCGAAUCAUUUGAACAUAUUUGUGUGAGCGAUUCUGUUUUUUUUUUCAUUUGUUUUAUUUAAAGUGGUAUAGACCAUGUCUAGUUCCUACAUCAAGUCCAUGUUUUAGGAUGCUUUUGAUUUUUGAAGGAUGUCACUGAGGAACUUUUUAAAAAUAUGUAAUUGUUCUGGAUUUUGUUAAGAAAGAUCCACACUUCGCCAUUAACAUAUUAACAAGUCUGACUGUAAAUAAUCAUCAACAGUUGCUCGCUAAACAACUAAACCAUGUUUGACAGGGAAUAGAUUUAUUUCUGGUGAUGUGUUGUACAUGAAAUCAUGUUAUUUUGUAUAUAUUUGUCCCAGAAAUGACCCUGAAGCAAAUGUUACCUUCUGAAUGUAAAAGGUACCCUAAUUUUUUUUCUGAUGGAUAAAAUCUGUACCAGAUUCACUGAAAGUAAUGUUACUGUCAGUAGCUUCUUAAGCCUUUGUUUUUAUAAAAUACCUAAAACUGAAAGAAAGGAUAGAACUUUAUUCCUUCACUUGAUGUAAAAUAAACGAGCUUUGUCACAGUGUUAGUGUGUUUGUGACAUUGAACAACCCCUGAUGUAUAGCCCACCAUAAUUUUUGUGUGUAUGUAUCGAUUGUGUGUGCCUGCAUUUGGGGUUGGUUGUGAAUUUCUUGGUGAAGUGCGCGUGUAAUAUUUACUGAAUUUCAGCAUGCUUUGAUGAGCGAGGGAUAAACAUAAAUGAGAAUAAAACCAGUGAUGUGGCAGUACAGCAAACUCAAAUGUGAUUCAGAUAUCUAGUGAGGUGGUAAGUUAAUUACAAUCGUAAGACUCAGCAUUUAAAACUCCAAAACAUAUUUUAUGAUCAGACCUGGCCUGCUGUCCUGGCUGCUAAGUUGAGAGAAAGAGAAUUGUGUUAACCGAAAAAGUUGAGAAACAGCAAUAAAUACCAUCUCACAUCAUCCAGAAUUGCUUAAUGUUAGUGUUUUAAACUGUUGAUGCAAGUGGAGCCAGAGAACAAUCGCCAGUUCGACCUAAUGUCAUCCUAUGCUAGCUAUCUGUCAUAAGUUGUUUGGCAAGUUCAAGGGACACUGACACCAUCUUGCUGUAGUCUCAUUUCUUCUUUAGUUGAGUAGUUGUCAAUCUAUCAUACAGAACUUACUUCUCUAUGCCUAUAUUUAGUAAACAAUUCUGGGAUCAUACUUUUGUAGUCAUUGGAUGUUAUCAGCUUUUGUAUGUGUAUCUACUCUUUAGAGAAUGUUAAGUCAAAAUAUAAUAAAUUACAAACGAUAUUUCAUAGCUGAUGUCUAAUAGCCCUUCACUACUAUCUAUGAUUGUACUGUGUAACUAGCUGCAGGUAUCUUUUCCGUAUGCUAACCGUGCCAUGUAGACUGUUAUCCACAUAGAUUUUGCAGCACCAACCAUUCCCGCCCUUAAAUGAGUUGUCUACCUUGCUCUGCAGGGAUCUUACAGAGAUCAUGCUGUGCUCUCACUGCCAAUGAUUGAUUGUGGAGUCACCCUUAAUCUGUUCUCUACCCCCUUGCCCACCAGCAUGGGAAGCCCAGGGCUGGUAGGGAUUAUGACCUUGUCAAGGUGACAAUCAAUCCAGGAGAGUUGAACAGCUCUGUACAUUGCGUGCUGUACAUUUGUUGAGAUAUAGGCUACUCUUCAUUCUGAGCGGUGCCUUAAAAUACAAAAUGCGUAAUGUUAAAAAAAAAAAAAA
Molecule: messenger RNA, 4594 nt
Organism: Pomacea canaliculata
Lineage: Eukaryota; Metazoa; Mollusca; Gastropoda; Architaenioglossa; Ampullariidae
Product: cryptochrome-1-like
Exons: 12
Coding region: 147-1826 (559 amino acids)
Biological process (GO): negative regulation of DNA-templated transcription; entrainment of circadian clock by photoperiod; circadian regulation of gene expression
Cellular component (GO): nucleus; cytoplasm
Molecular function (GO): FAD binding; DNA binding
Source: RefSeq, a predicted model, not a curated record